Sus scrofa (pig) is the source of this 3533-nucleotide messenger RNA. RefSeq names its product ubiquitin protein ligase E3 component n-recognin 7 (gene UBR7). Gene Ontology annotation, molecular function: ubiquitin protein ligase activity; zinc ion binding. Gene Ontology annotation, cellular component: cytoplasm. The record is from RefSeq and is a predicted model, not a curated record. NCBI's taxonomy places the organism in Eukaryota, Metazoa, Chordata, Mammalia, Artiodactyla, Suidae.
AGGCCCCGCCUCCUACGGCCCCGCCCCUCGCGCCCGCUUUUCCCGCCUCCGCCGGGGCUGAGCGGCGGUCCGGGUGACAGUUGAGGAUGGCUGGAGCCGAGGGGACCGCGGGGCGGCAGUCGGAGCUGGAGCCCGUGGUAUCGUUGGUCGAUGUACUUGAGGAGGACGAGGAGCUGGAGAAUGAGGCGUGCGCCGUACUAGGCGGCAGCGACUCCGAGAAGUGCUCCUACUCGCAGGGCUCAGUAAAGAGACAAGCACUGUAUGCCUGUAGUACUUGCACCCCAGAGGGAGAAGAACCAGCAGGAAUUUGCCUAGCUUGCAGUUAUGAAUGUCAUGGAAGUCAUAAACUAUUUGAGCUAUACACAAAAAGAAAUUUUCGUUGUGAUUGUGGAAACAGCAAGUUUAAAAAUUUGGAAUGCAAAUUAUUUCCUGAUAAAGCAAAGAUAAAUUCUAGCAAUAAGUACAAUGACAACUUUUUUGGAUUGUACUGCAUUUGCAAGAGACCUUAUCCUGAUCCUGAGGAUGAGAUUCCCGAUGAGAUGAUCCAGUGUGUAGUCUGUGAAGACUGGUUCCAUGGAAGGCAUCUUGGUGCCGCCCCCCCUGAGAGCGGGGACUUCCAGGAGAUGGUGUGCCAGGCUUGCAUGAAACGCUGUUCAUUCUUGUGGGCUUAUGCUGCGCAGCUGGCCGUAACCAAAGGAACUGCGGAAGAGGAUGGGUUGGUGUUGAAUGUUGAUGGAGUAGGAGAUCAGGAAGCUCUCCAGCCUGAAAACGGGGCUCAUCAAGAUGGUGCCCCUAAAGAGGAUGUUUCGGAACAUGGACAGGCGGCUGUGAGGGCAGUGAAAGCAGAGCCGACGAACGAACCGUGCACCAGCUCUAGUUCUGAAUCUGACCUCCAGACAGCAUUUAAGAACCAACAUCUCAACACAGAAUCACAGUCUGGCUGCAAACUUCAGGAGUUUAAAGCUAAGCAGUUUAUAAAGAAAGACACUGCCACCUAUUGGCCCGUGAACUGGCGUAGCAAGUUGUGUACCUGCAAGGACUGUAUGAAAAUGUAUGGCGACCUAGAUGUCCUGUUCCUGACAGAUGAAUAUGACACAGUUCUGGCUUAUGAAAACAAAGGCAAGGUUGACCAGGCAGCUGACAGGAGGGACCCUUUAAUGGACACUCUUAACAGCAUGAACAGAGUCCAGCAAGUGGAACUUAUUUGUGAAUACAAUGACUUGAAGACUGAACUUAAAGACUAUCUCAAGAGAUUUGCUGAUGAAGGCACAGUGGUUAAGAGAGAAGACAUCCAGCAGUUCUUUGAAGAAUUUCAGUCAAAAAAGAGAAGAAGAGUGGAUGGGAUGCAGUAUUAUUGCAGCUAGAGGGGAGCAAGGCGCCUUCUCAUCCAGGCCAAUGAAGAUGCCACUUACUGGCCCGGGAAUAAAAGAGGCGUAUUUCACCUUUGGUCCUCUCUCCGUCUCUCCCUGGAGAGGCCUCCUCCUCCAGCCUCGGGCUUCCUUCACUCUCCUUAACAACAGUAGCCACAGUGUUUGUGCUGAUUUCAUAACCAGCAUUCUUCUUUCUGACUCAGCUAAGUGCAGCCCAUUCCACAGAGUCCAGCCCCCACCCCCGUCUAGCCGGGGUUCUUUGCUCAUAACUUUAAGAUGUUUGAUUUGGUUUUGAGAAAGUAAACCAGUUUAUUUUUUCCCGAUGAUUUGUUCUUUAGCUCCCAAAUGUGUCUGCUCCGCCACAGAGCCGCCGUCUUCCAGGACCUGCUCUGCGGGGCCCUGCACUUCCCUGCCUCCAGCUCCACCCUCCCUGGACCUCCGCGCCCCCUGAUCGCGGUGCCUUGGGUCAGAGCCUCCUCGAGCCCGGGCUGCUCCUUCUGCCACAUCCCCGCCUCCCGAGCGAGGUUCGUCAUGGCCCAGAAGGGGUGUCCGAGCUCGCUGCCUCCGGGCCUCCCCUCCUGAGGAGCCAGGACUGAUGGCUUUCUGGCCUAGAUGGCUGUCACCCGCAGGGAGAUUGGCUGAUGGCGGGUUUGAGCAAGCCAACCUUUGUUACAAAUUUUACUAAACAAUUUGAAGUGAAGAUUUCAUUCGCCCUCUCCUGGCACUCACGUUAGGGCGUCAGUACUGUCGUGCUCGCAGGGCUUCCUCCAGGAAAUUGCCGCUGUGCUAGUUCUUCUCUGCUGCCUCGAAAAUAGACCAGGUACUACCCUGUGAAAUCUGGGCUGUUUAUAAAGUCCUCUGGGUUUCUUUAUAGUAUCAGGGAUAUUCAUAAGCGUAUAUUAAAAGCAGACCUAUUUUGAUAGUGUUUUGUUAAGAAAAUGUAAUUAGAACUCCCCCAAAUUAGUAUUUUUCCCCUCACAUCUGUACUGGGGAAAAAAGAUACUGGCUUGGCCUACUUGUGAGCAGGGCAGCGAGCGCCCUGCUUUGGGAGAGGCGGACAAGGCCCUGGGCUGCGCAAGUGAUGAGCUUUCUGUAUAUAAAUGUUCCUGUCCACAGCGGAGUCCCUAGGGACCGGGAGGCCUUCUUUGGAAGACCCUCUUAGGAUGUUGUGUAACACCCCGCACUUGAGGGGAAGCCUUUCCAGGUAGCUUGAAAUCUCUUUAAGUCAGUCCAUGUGGAAAACACCUUUUGAUGUAAACGAAGAGCCCUCUGUUGCCCUCUCCCUCUAGAGCAAAGUGGUCUUUCCUGACCGUAGACCACACACUUUGAGGUCCGUGACUAUAAGCAUUUGAGGCCUUGGGGCCGCAAGUGUAUAUUAAUACUUUUUGUGUGCCCAGCAGUCACGUGCCGGUGCCCACCGACCCCUGGAUGAGGUGAACUAGGCCCACAGAAAGUCAGGGCCUCAAAGAACUGGUACAGUCCGUGUUUCUCUGCAUCAACCCUCCCAAUUAAAGAUGCUCACGAAGAGUGAUGUGUGGAGCUGGCAGGUCUUGUGGCCACAGGAGAUGCUUGUGUGCCCUGAGCCGGCCUUGGAGAAAGGGCGAGAGGCCCAGGGCAUCUUGGAAAUGGUUCACAUUCCGGCUUAGGAACUCUGUUCCAAGUCUGAGGAUUCUUGAAUUUUUUGAACCCCUCUGCAAGGUGGUGCUAGUUGUGUACCAUUGUGGCUGAAGGUUUCUAUCUCCACAGACAUUUGACGUAACUCCCAGAAAGUUCCUUGCUUCUUAGGACAGGUCAGGACCUGUCUGGGAGGCGAUGCAUUACCGUGCAGAACAGUAACAGAGGACCCAGUGCCGAAGGGCUUGUCUUAGGAAAGUACUGCUCCUUUACAUUAACCAGGAAACCUCUUUUUUUUAAUCUGUUGUUCACAACUCGUUUUCUUAUUGACUGUAUUGGACCGUCUCUUCUUGUAGAGACUGAUUUUGGCCAACAUGUGGCAGUUGAUAUUAAUGCAUGUUUUAUGCAGAACAAGAAUAUGAUAUUAGUUGCUUUUAAGGAAUUCUGGCAUUGUAUGUGCAUUUUUGUAGAAUUGUUACUGGACUUAUAAUUAUAUACUUAACUCUAAUCAGGUUUCUGUAAAAUUUAAAUAAAACCAAUUCAAAAUAU